UAAAGGAGGAGUGAGCACCUCAGGAUCUCUCGCUGUCUGCUCCCCCAGAAUGACUGACACUGCUGCGGCUGCUGCACAAUCAAUGAGCUGACUGGAGCCCAUCGUGCACCCUGAUCCUCUGCUCUUCCUGCUUUUCUUUUUUUUGAGUCUACAUUUUGGGCUGCACUCAAACCAAGUAACAGCAAAGGGAGGCUGUAAUUUUGGUAAAGGAUGCUCCCUUACUUUACAUCAGUGCUGUUUGUCACAGCACUGACCAGUGUCUGGGCACAAGACUUUUACGAGGAGAGGAGAACUUACAAGAAAUCCACAAGAAAACCUCUGGCUGCAAAUAUCCAUGAUGGACAAGCCAUCAUGGACGAGGAUUGUAGCUUGGAGCUCUCCUUCCUGUUGGACAGCUCUGAGAGUGCAAAGGACAAUCAUGAGCAGGAGAAGCAGUUUGCUAUGAACGUGGUGGACAGACUCCAAGGGGUUCAGCUGCAAAAUGGGCGCAGCUUGAGCUUCCGGGUGGCUCUGCUGCAGUAUAGCAGUCAUGUCAUCGUAGAGCAAACCUUCAAAGACUGGAGGGGCACUGAGAACUUCAAGACUCAGAUAGCUCCCAUGGUCUACAUCGGGCAUGGCACCUACACCACCUAUGCUAUCACCAACAUGACCAAGAUCUACCUGGAGGAGUCCAGACCUGCUAGUAUCAAAGUGGCUGUGCUGCUUACAGAUGGUGUUUCUCACCCAAGGAAUCCAGACAUUUUCUCAGCCGUGGCUGAUGCCAAAAACCAGGGCAUCAAGUUCUUCACUCUGGGCAUCACCUGGGCAGCCAUCGAUCCAGCCAAUAUAGCCCAGAUGCGUCUACUCGCCAGCUCCCCCUCCUCCCACUAUCUCCAUAAUUUACAGGAGCAGGACAUAGUCCAAAGAAUUGUGGCUAAGAUUACUAGCUUGGCCGAUGAAGGAUGCCCCCUGGCCCAGAGAUGUGCUUGCGAGAAAGGGGAGAGGGGACCUAGUGGACCUGCGGGGAAGAAAGGCCGCGCUGGAGAUGAUGGAGCCCCAGGGCUUAAAGGGCAAAAGGGUGAAGCAGGUUUGAGUGGACUGCCCGGACGAGAGGGUACUGAGGGAAAACUGGGUCAAAGGGGGGAUAAGGGGGAGAGGGGUGAGUGUGGCACUCCAGGAAUCAAAGGAGACAGGGGUCUCGAGGGUGCAAUUGGUGCAAGAGGACUGAGAGGCCUGCAGGGUUUACCAGGACCACAUGGAGACUUUGGACCAGAGGGUCCUCAGGGAAAGCAGGGUGAACGUGGCCCACCUGGUCCUCCAGGAAUUCAGGGGGAAACUGGUAUUGGCCUUUCUGGACCAAAAGGUGACAUGGGGUUCCAGGGAAGACCAGGUCCCCCUGGUCCUCUAGGAAUAGGUGAAACAGGACCUCCUGGACCUCAAGGACCACAAGGUGCUCAAGGGGAAAAAGGACCUCACGGUGAAGGAUUGCCUGGACCGAAGGGAGAUCGGGGGCUCCACGGGCCAAGGGGGCCGAGGGGACAGCAGGGUGCCGGAAUCAAAGGAGAAAGGGGAGAUUUGGGUCCUCCAGGCCUUUCAGGUCCAACUGGACUACCGGGAGUGGGCAUACAGGGAGAAAAGGGGGUUGAAGGUCCAAGAGGUCCACCAGGGGUCAGGGGAGUUCCAGGAGAGGGUUUACCUGGACAUAAGGGAGACCAAGGUUUACCAGGAGAGCAGGGAGCUCCAGGAGAGAGAGGCCUCGGUGAGCCUGGCGCAAAGGGAGAGCCUGGAGCAGGUGGUUUGGGGGGGCUGCCUGGUCUUCCAGGAGAGGAUGGAGCUCCAGGGCAGAAGGGUGAGCCUGGUUUAUCUGGUUCAAGAGGUCCUGACGGACAACCAGGAAUUGGCGUUCAAGGGGAGAAGGGUGACCAAGGGAUAAGGGGCAUCCGUGGGUUACAUGGGCCUCCAGGGAUUUCAGGACCCUCAGGUCCAAAGGGAGAACGUGGGAUACCAGGGCAUCAAGGCAUGCCGGGGCCAACAGGACGGUCUAUUACAGGUCCUAAGGGUGAUGUGGGUCCCUCUGGGCCUCCUGGUCUUGUUGGGGAAACAGGCCACGGACUACCUGGUCCGAAGGGCGAUCGUGGUCAACCAGGUUUACCGGGUCCACAUGGUCCAAAAGGAGAAGGCAGUCCUGGCCCUGUGGGUCCUCCUGGCUUACCAGGCUUGUCGGGAGAACCAGGCCCUGAGGGAGUAGGAAUCCCUGGCCCCAAGGGUGACAUUGGCUUUAGAGGAUUGCCAGGUCUGCCCGGACCAACUGGAGAGGGCAUACAAGGACCACCAGGUAAUGUCGGGCGACCAGGACCUCCUGGACCAACUGGACCUCCAGGAGAAGGUAUUCAAGGCCCAAAGGGAGACUCUGGAUCUCAAGGUAUGACCGGGCCUCGAGGGCCUCAAGGACAUGGACUUCCAGGCCCUAAGGGCGAUCGUGGAUCACAGGGAGAGAGAGGAACGAAAGGAUUAAAAGGAGACCUGGGAGAUCAUGGACUUACUGGUGAAGCAGGGAGACCAGGAGCUAAAGGAGAACCAGGCCUCACAAGAGAGGACGUUAUUAAGAUGAUCAAAGAAAUCUGUGGAUGUGGCAUCAAGUGCAAGGAAAGGCCCAUGGAACUUGUGUUUGUCAUCGACAGCUCAGAGAGUGUUGGCCCCGAAAACUUUGAAAUCAUCAAAGACUUUGUCUCGCGGCUGGUGGACCGGACCACAGUCGGUCGAAAUGCCACUCGAAUCGGACUGGUCCUCUACAGUCUGGACGUCCAUUUAGAGUUCAACUUGGCUCGUUAUGUCAACAAGCAGGAUGUCAAGCAGGCAGUCAGAAAAAUACUUUACAUGGGUGAGGGCACCUACACCGGCACCGCCAUCAGGAAAGCCACCCAGGAGGCUUUCUACAGUGCUCGGCCCGGGGUCAGAAAAGUCGCCAUCGUCAUCACCGAUGGUCAGACUGACAAGCGGGAGCCUGUCAAGCUCGACAUCGCUGUGAGGGAGGCUCACGCUGCCAACAUCGAGAUGUACGCCCUGGGCAUUGUCAACUCUUCUGAUCCUACGCAGGCCGAGUUCCUGCAAGAGCUUAACCUCAUUGCCUCUGAGCCUGACAGUGAACACAUGUACCUUAUUGAUGACUUCAACACUCUACCAGCACUGGAGUCUCAGCUCAUCAAUCAGUUCUGCGAGGAUGAAAAUGGUGCAAUAUUUUACAAUCACCUCACUAAUGGACACUGGAAUGGCCAUAAUGGGCACGGUCAUGGUAUUAAUGGAAACAAUGGACAUGGCGAGAACACCAAUGGAUAUAAUGGCAAUAGUAAAAAUGGUUAUGUCUAUGAAAACAAUGGACACGUGAACACCAGAAUCAAUCACGACUAUCAGGAGGAGAUUCAACUUCAGAGACGCACCAACAGCCGAGGCCGUGGAGACACUUUCACGCUGCCUAUCAGUGCUGAUACUCUACCAAUUCAGGAUGUGGAAGAAGAUGACGACGGUGAGGAUUUAGACAUCAGAGUCCACAUGCGUGGCGGUGGCAUCCUGGCUGUAGUUAACAAAACAAAAAUAUUAUUGCCUGAGAGAGAAAGCUCCGUCUCCAAUAAGACAGUCGUAUCCUCUUCCUCUUCAUCGUCUUCAUCCACGUCGGCUACAUCGUCAUCAAUACUGGGUGCAGUUUCAUCAUUUAACUCUAAUCAGUUGCAGCCGGCAGUGGUGACUAAAGUCCUUUCUGAAGAAUCCGUUCUUCUUGAGCCCCGCUGUGACCUCACCCUGAACCAAGGCCUCUGCCGAGACUACAAUAUCCGCUGGUACUAUGACAAGCAGGCAAAUGCCUGUGCACAGUUUUGGUAUGGAGGCUGUGGUGGAAAUGACAACCGAUUUGAAACAGAAGACGAGUGCAAGAAGGCUUGUGUUCUAUUAAGAACAGCUGGGUGAAAUAGAAGAGGUGGAACAUCUAUUUCUAUUCUACAUUCUGCAUUUUUUUUCGAUGUGAUGCAUUCUGUCACUUGUGUUCAGGACAUUUUGUGCACUUUUAGAAAAAAAAUCAUGACAUCAUGACGUUUUAAUCCAGACUAUUUUCCUCAAAGAAAUUGUACUGCACUUGAGGUUAAAAGUAACAACUUCAGGGAAUUUACUACUGUUAAAAACGGAUCUAUAGACAUUUUAUUGUACAUCUUUGAUCCAUAAGCUUUUCAUACACAUUGAAUAUAUCCCCAUUAAGACAGCAAAUGUAACAUUUGUUCACAUUGUGUUUAAAUUAAUUUCUGAAAUAUGCUCUGAGUAUUUUUGUCUCCCUGUUGUUGUUUUUGUUACCAUGUUUCCAUUCAUGUUAUAUCUGGCAGCUGUCUGUGUCUGCUUAGAGAUGUGUAGUAACAGUGUCAUUUCAAACUACUAUCAGUAUUUUUGUACAAGUAUAAAGAUUACUUUAAAAUAAAAAGCCUCAGAAUAUGCCUUUUAUAUAUCCUUUAGCAAAGGUCUUGGUUAACAGAGGCCGUCAUCUUGCACUGCCAUGUUUCUACAGCAGCCUGAACACACUAACCAUGCAUCCACUGCUUUGAAGCUGAAGAUUAUGACAAGAACCUCAAUUUGCGAAGUGUGCGAAGGCCACCGUAGUUUCCUAAAACAGGGGUGAAUGUAGGAUUCCUCAAUUUUUUGCAAUCCAAAAUUGCAUCGUUACUUGUCAUUAAGGACAGAGGUCCACCAGGACGUGCAUAAAUGUUGUCAUCCCCCCAUUUCUCCUGGAUUACGCACAGACUGUAAGCGUGCUUCCUGAUUCAUAAUAUUUUCCAGUCCAAUUUGGGCACAAAAGACAAUGAAGAUGAUAGAAAUUCCAUCGGUACCAAAACAUGUACAAGGAAGGACAAAUGAAAAUGAUUUCCUAGUUAGAACUUGUCGCUACUGUAACUGAAUUUGUGAUUGAGAAUGCUUGUGUGGAACGGUCGACUGAUGCAGACCUUUAUUAAGUAUGAACCACAGGCUUGAGUGUGCAUGCAGAAAUGUGAAUGUACUCUGUGGCAGGUGAUGACCCCGGCCUUCAUUCUUACACUGGAUCGUUAAAGGGCCGUCAGGCAGCAUGUGUGUUCAUCAGAAUAAUGUUUGGUUAUAAUAAAACAUAAAGUAAUA
This is a messenger RNA of Solea senegalensis (Senegalese sole), 5127 nucleotides long. It is a transcript of the gene col28a2a, whose product is annotated as collagen, type XXVIII, alpha 2a. NCBI's taxonomy places the organism in Eukaryota, Metazoa, Chordata, Actinopteri, Pleuronectiformes, Soleidae. The coding region runs from base 211 to 3939 and encodes 1242 amino acids. The transcript has 36 exons. The record is from RefSeq and is a predicted model, not a curated record. Gene Ontology annotation, molecular function: serine-type endopeptidase inhibitor activity.